Heterobasidion irregulare TC 32-1 is the source of this 1152-nucleotide messenger RNA. RefSeq lists its product as uncharacterized. Gene Ontology annotation, molecular function: nucleic acid binding; zinc ion binding. The coding region runs from base 1 to 1152 and encodes 383 amino acids. The record is from RefSeq and is a predicted model, not a curated record. The transcript has a single exon. Lineage: Eukaryota; Fungi; Basidiomycota; Agaricomycetes; Russulales; Bondarzewiaceae.
AUGGCGGACAAGGGAAACAAACCAAAAGACUUCGAUGGCACAAGGUCAAAAUACAGAGAAUGGAUCUAUGAAUGCCACAUGUACAUUCUCUCCAACCCGACCAAAUAUGACACCGACAAGGACAAAACCCUGAUGGUGCUAUCAUACAUGAGGGAGGGAACAGCGUCACUCUUCGCCCAAAAAUAUUACUUCGACAGGGAACUACGAGAGUAUAAAGCAACGGAAACAAGAAAAACAUGGGGAACGUUCAAGGACUUCUUGAACGAACUGGCCGCCGCAUUCAAGGAUGAAAGUCUCGAACAGAAGGCGAGACAAAAACUGUUCACGAUGAGAAUGGGAAAGCGGUCAGCAGACGAAUUUGUCACGGACUACCUCAUGACGGCAGGAGAAAGCGGAUUCGACCUCGAAUCCACCGUCGACUAUUUCCGUCGCACCAUACACCCGGAAAUCCUCAAACAGAUUUACAGACUUCCCGACAUGCCGACAACCAUGGACGAUUGGGUAAAAUACACCCGAAGGUUCGAUAACCAGUGGAGAGAGCUGCAAAGCAUAAAAAGCUCAGUACCUUCCGCUGCCGUCCGAUCUAACAACCCCUUCCGCUACAACUCCUCCAACGCCCCUUCCUCCAUGAACAAUUCAGUCGUCCCUAUGGCCGUGGAUUCCAUCCGAACAACCCUCACGGACGAAGAGCGUAACCGCCUUAGAAUGGAGGGUGGGUGCUUCUACUGUCGUCAAAAAGGGCAUAUAGCAAAUCAAUGCCCUGUCAGGGGUUCGUCUAGGAUACAUGAAGGGUCAGCUAGAUAUGUUCAACCGAGUAGUGGAACGAUGGGGAACUGCUCGGCUCAGACCGGCGGAAGGAUGGGAGGCGGAGGAGGCAGCUAUGGCCGAACAUUCUCGGCAGGAACUUCAGGCGGUGUUCAGGGAAGCGCUGCGGCGCAAGGUCGAGGCAUGGCGACGACUAAUCCGUUCAGAGCCCAACUCACAGCUCGCCAGGCCCACGCACCCGGACAAGAUGCGCCUAUACGUGAGACGGAGCAUGAGAUUAGCCGAGAAGAGAUCCAAAGGGUUAUUGGGAAGAUGAGGUGGGAUGAACAGGAGGCAUUCCUUCAGGAGUUAAGCGAAAUGAGCAAGAAGAAGGAAUCGGAUUUUUAA